Enhydra lutris kenyoni (northern sea otter) is the source of this 4840-nucleotide messenger RNA. Its product is annotated as FERM domain containing 5. The transcript is spliced from 14 exons. Gene Ontology annotation, molecular function: cytoskeletal protein binding. The coding region runs from base 1 to 1713 and encodes 570 amino acids. Lineage: Eukaryota; Metazoa; Chordata; Mammalia; Carnivora; Mustelidae. The record is from RefSeq and is a predicted model, not a curated record. Gene Ontology annotation, cellular component: cytoskeleton.
AUGCUGAGCAGGUUGAUGAGCGGCAGCAGCAGGAGCCUGGAGCGCGAGUACAGCUGCACCGUGCGGCUGCUGGACGACAGCGAGUACACCUGCACCAUCCAGAGAGAUGCCAAAGGCCAGUACCUGUUUGACCUUCUUUGCCACCACCUGAACCUUCUCGAGAAAGACUACUUUGGGAUCCGCUUUGUGGACCCAGACAAGCAGCGGCAUUGGUUGGAGUUUACAAAGUCUGUGGUGAAGCAAUUGAGAUCCCAGCCUCCGUUCACCAUGUGUUUCCGCGUGAAGUUUUAUCCUGCGGAUCCUGCUGCCCUGAAGGAGGAGAUAACCAGGUACUUAGUCUUCCUACAGAUCAAAAGGGAUCUCUACCAUGGCCGCCUCCUCUGUAAAACAUCAGACGCCGCCUUGUUAGCAGCUCACAUCCUUCAAGCGGAGAUUGGGGAUUAUGACCCAGGGAAACACCCUGAAGGCUAUAGCUCCAAGUUCCAGUUUUUCCCAAAACAUUCAGAGAAGCUGGAAAGGAAGAUUGCCGAGAUUCACAAGACAGAACUCAGUGGUCAAACACCAGCAACAUCAGAGCUGAACUUUUUAAGAAAAGCACAGACAUUGGAGACCUAUGGAGUGGACCCUCACCCAUGUAAGGACGUGUCAGGAAACGCUGCAUUUCUGGCCUUCACUCCUUUUGGGUUUGUUGUUCUGCAAGGAAACAAGAGGGUCCACUUCAUUAAAUGGAACGAGGUGACCAAGCUGAAAUUUGAAGGAAAGACUUUCUAUCUAUACGUAAGUCAGAAAGAGGAAAAGAAAAUUAUUCUCACAUAUUUUGCUCCAACUCCAGAAGCCUGCAAGCACCUCUGGAAAUGUGGAAUCGAGAACCAAGCCUUCUACAAGCUGGAGAAGUCAAGCCAAGUCCGCACAGUGUCCAGCAGCAAUUUAUUCUUUAAAGGGAGCCGGUUCCGAUACAGUGGCCGAGUUGCAAAGGAAGUAAUGGAGUCAAGUGCAAAGAUCAAACGGGAGCCACCAGAAAUACACAGAGCAGGGAUGGUUCCCAGCCGCAGCUGUCCCUCCAUAACCCAUGGCCCAAGGCUGAGCAGUGUCCCCAGAACCCGCAGAAGAGCUGUUCACAUCUCCAUCAUGGAAGGCCUGGAGUCCCUACGGGACAGUGCCCAUUCCACACCAGUGCGUUCUUCCUCCCAUGGGGACACCUUCUUGCCUCACGUGAGAAGCAGCCGGGCAGACAGCAAUGAGCGAGUCGCUGUGAUUGCAGACGAAGCCUACAGCCCUGCAGACAGUGUGCUGCCCACGCCUGUGGCCGAGCACAGCCUGGAGCUGAUGCUGCUUUCCCGGCAGAUCAAUGGGGCCACCUGCAGCAUCGAAGAGGAGAAGGAGUCUGAGGCCAGCACUCCAACUGCUGCAGAGGUGGAGGCCCUUGGGGGAGAGCUGAGGGCCCUCUGUCAGGGGCACGGCAGGCCAGAGGAGGAACAGGUGAAUAAGUUUGUUUUAAGUGUGCUCCGUUUGCUCCUUGUGACCAUGGGACUCCUCUUUGUUUUGCUCCUCCUCCUGAUCAUCCUUACCGAGUCUGACCUUGACAUUGCCUUUUUCCGCGAUAUCCGCCAGACCCCCGAAUUUGAACAAUUCCACUAUCAAUACUUUUGUCCCCUCAGGCGAUGGUUUGCCUGCAAAAUCCGCUCAGUGGUGAGCCUGCUCAUUGACACCUGAGAAGGCAUGACUCCUCCUAAUAACUAGCCAGGUGGACCAAGGAGCCCGGCUACCCAUUCCCAGCAAUGGGACCCAUCGCGGAACCAUCGGCACAUGUACCAAGUCCUCCUCUCAUGACUCAAAGUCCACAGCCUAGGAGGGUCAUUUCCCAGAAGAAAAAAAGGAUAGGCUCAUGCCCUGUCUAAACAAACUGGGAAAACUCAUUUACUUCAGAGGUUCUUUCAAGAAAGGCUCAGCGACUCUGUUUCUCAUCCUCCCAAUUUGCAGGAUAAUUUUUGGUUGUGAAUUUUGAUUUUUCAUAGAUGUGUAUUAUUUUCAAAGUAUCAAAUAAAAAUUUAUUUUACUAUUACUGAUUAUUGCAGUAGUGUCACCUAGCAGAUGGGACACUAGUUGAAGACUGGAGAGCUGCUGUCUUCUGUAUUCUGCAGGAGCUUUCCUACUGGGCUCCAGGAGACUCAUCAGUGCAGCCUCAGCAGGGCAGGCAAGGGGUCUAGACAAUGGGAACUAUCUAGGUUUUCUUGCCAGACAGAGAUUUUUUAAAAAGUAAACAUCCAUGUAGAAUGAUUAAAUGGAAAGUUGCUUCUUAUGAUGGUCUGAGUUGGAUUUUCUUUUCCUUUUGUUUUUUUCAAAUCUGAGCAGAGUGGGCAUCUGAAGGGACCACCGCUACAGCAGCAGCAGCAGCAGGGGUGGGGUAAGUCUGUCCCCUUAGAAUAGAUACUAGUGGGCAUCACCAUAAGUCUUGUAUAAUGAACUUAUUAGACUUCUGUGAUUUUUUUUCUGAAGAACCUCAAGAUUUUUAUAGUGUUCCAGAGAUGUUAGUUGAAUUCAGUGGUGCCAGAGAUAGGACUAUCAGAAAUGUUGGACAGAGUGUACUUAACAGAAACCAGAGCCAAGGUACUUGAGAAACUGUUGAGAUUCAGAAAGCAGUACCUAUUUUGUACAACCCCCCGCAAAAAAACUAUUUCAAUUUAUAUUUUAACAGGAAAUGUUAUUUUCUUAUCAAUUCAUAUUUUGUUUUUACUUUAUGGAUUAAGAAAAUAGAGCCUGAUGAACUAAACGAUGCAAGAAAGAAACUGAUCCUGAGAAUGAAAAGCUUCAGAAAACAGAAUUCCAAGAUCAACAAACAGCCUUGAAAGGGACCAGGGAAAGAAUCUCUUUGAACAGGCAUACUAAAGGAUGCCUACAUAAGAAAAAUGGUGAAUGUGGUAGAGACCAACACUUAGUUGUAGAAAUACUGCCCCCUAGGGUCAGCCUCCACAUCAGGAAAAUAAAAAUUGUAGGAAAGCAUUGGCCAUCCUUGCUGAAGGAAGCUGUGGAAGCAUGCAGAAGAACAGCACAGGAAGGGUGAGUGUGGGGUCCAAGACCCAAGCUCUGCAAACUCUUCACAACCACUCACAAGAUCUUGUUUUCAUCUCAGGGAGAGAUUUCUAAGUCAUCUGGGGCCUGAGGACUCAUUUAAGGAUGGUCAGUAUACAUGUACCUGGGAACCCCACAACAGUGGAGCUGCUGCUAACUUCCUAUGAUGUUGGGCAGCCCCAAAUGCAGAACAGAAUGAGUCGCUUGUAGAUUUGCUCUCCCCUAGUUUGUCCUCUGAAAUAGCAGAAUCAUGUCCAUGUACAGAGUAUAACAGCUAUAGAAUUAAUAGGGGCCACAGAGUGGGGGAGUGGAUUGUGUAAUUUUAAAUGCCCCUUCAUCUAGACUAGGGGUUGGCAAACUACUUCUGUAAAGUGCCAGAUAAUAUUUUUUUAGUUUGGUUUUGUGGGCCAUACUCUGUAGCAACUACUCAACUCUGCCGUCAUAGCACAAAAACAGCCAUCCACAGGUAAUACAUAAACAAAGGAGUGUGACUGUGUUCCAAUAAAAAAUUUAUAAAAAUAGAUAAUGAGCUGAAUUUGGACCAUAGGCCAUAAUUUGCCAACUCCAUCUAGACAAUAAAACGGCUCCUUACCAGUAUGUUAGCAGAAAGAGGGCCGGCUCUGCUCCCAUUCCUGACUUGCUACAGAUCCAGGACCAUUUCCCAGUGGCAAAACUGGGGAUGUUUGUAUAAAGGGUGCUUGAACAACCAACCAGCAAAGAGGUAUCUGAUGCCAAGAUGAGCAAGAUCAAGUGUUGAAAUGCUAAAACUCGGCCAGAAUCUAAGAAUGGAAGAAGAAUGUCUGAUCAUUUCCAUACCAGCAACAACUUGGGCAGAAUUACAAACAUCUAUUUACCAAGUGACAAGACAAACUGAGGGAGAUCCUAGUAAAAAUUAGGGAUCACUUAGAACCAACUAGCCACUGCCACUUGUCAUCUACACAGGAAAAGCUUUAUUUAGCACAGGACUGAGUGAAAAGUAGACUCAGAGAUGAAAAGGCUGUCAGGAGAUAGGGGGCUGGUUUUAACCUGGAUAUCUACUGUCUUAUGCAACAUAGCAGAUUAUCUUUUAGUGUAGUGUUCCUACCUCAGUCUGUAGAAUACGGUGUUUCUAUGCAGUGAGUGAUAGCCUUGACACUGACCUUUCAUACUCACAUUAAAGAAAGAUGCAGUAUUCCAUUUCCUGGUAUGUUACUUGUGUCUAGAGUUCUAACAAAAUAAUAGUCCAUACCACUUCUAAGAGCUGGACUUUGCUCUCUGAACAGAAUUUUUAGGUUUUUUUCCAGGGCUUACCCCAGAAAAUACAGAUAGUAAAGUUUCCUUCGAUUUGCUUUUCAAAUACUGCUUGAAUAACAAACCUCCUUUGUUGAUGACUAGUCUUUUUUUGGUAUCUCCCCAUUAUUAAACAUUGUUAAAUUUUUAACCUGGUUUAACUGUGUUCUACUAUGUCUCCCAUUUUCUCUCAAAAUUAGUUUGAUCUCAUUGUAGAAAAUAAAACAAUGGUUUCCAUAGCUUCAUCCAUCAGAGGAAAUAAAACUCUUACUAAAGAAUAGUGUACUGCAUCUUUAAGCAGUAGAAGGUAAACUACCUGCAAAUGUGAAUUUCUUAGUUUCAUUAAAAAGUAUAGUUGUUAACCUUUCGUGUGCCAAAAAUUCUAAGUUACAUUUUUCCUCAAAGCAAUGUACUUUUUUCUACAUAUGCAGUAUGUAGUUAGCAUAAAAUCAUUGGUGCCAUGAAAAUUAUUUUUUAAACUUAAAUAAAUAUUUAAAUAUCA